Messenger RNA from Nicrophorus vespilloides, 1558 nucleotides. RefSeq names its product protein sidekick-like. Gene Ontology annotation, biological process: cell-cell adhesion. The annotation marks the transcript as partial. The record is from RefSeq and is a predicted model, not a curated record. Lineage: Eukaryota; Metazoa; Arthropoda; Insecta; Coleoptera; Silphidae. The transcript has 7 exons.
AGAACCUGCAGGCGCCGAGGUUCACCACAUCCUCAUCCACGAGCAGCAUCAUCAGACUGGGAACCACAAAGAUCAUGCAAUGCCAGGCAUUCGGAUACCCCCAGCCCCAGUACAGGUGGAUGAAGGACGGUGUUCUAAUUACGGAUUUGUCGACGGAAUCGUUUUACAAGAUCUUCCACACGCGGCUCGAGGAUGAAGGCAGCUACAGGUGCAUCGCCAGCAACAAGGUGGGAUCGAUCAUGAGCGAGGAAACCAAAGUCGUCGUUGCUUAUAUGGGCGUGUUUGAAAAUCAAACGGAAACGUCAGUGUCAGUGAAAGCAGGGCAAGCUGCGAUCCUCGAUCUUCCGUACAUAGAAUCAUCCCCGGAACCGGAAAUCAUCUGGCAAACGGACGAAGGUCUGCUGAUGUACUCGCAAAAGUACACCAAAUCCAAAACGAAUCAGCUCAUAAUCCUGUCAACGGAAUCCAACGAUGAACAGGCUUAUAGAGCUCGAGCGAUGAACACCCAAGAGGGUAAAGAAGAGAACAGCGCUUACAUCCGUCUGAACGUCAUCGAGGAUGAUAACGGAGGUAGCGAGAUCGCACCUGAAAUCAUCAUCAACCCGCAAGACGUUGAGAUCAUCAAGGGUGCCGAUCAGACGACGUUAGAUUGCAUCGCAAACGCGCGCCCCCUACACGAACUGCAAACGCUAUGGUACAAAGACGGCAUCAUCAUGGAGAGUUCCGGCAUCCAAUACACCUUCAACGACGUCUGGAAUCGAAGCUUGACUUUGAUCUCCGCGAAUCUCACGCAUACCGGCGUCUACGAGUGUCAGGUUUCGCUGAAGACGGGCGGAUUUCCACCUGUCAAAGCUGCGGCGAAUGUCAGAGUUUUGGAGAGACCUAGGUUCGUGAGCAACACUCGCACAGAGUCGUUGGGUGAGUACGGGACGCAGAUCAGUCUUCCCUGCGAUGUCGUUGGAAUACCGAAACCGAACAUCACUUGGUAUAGGAAUACCGUCAACAUUGAGACACUAAAUGACACAAGAUAUCAAAUCGAAGAAGACAACUCGCUGUUCAUCAGGAAGCUCAGCAUCCAAGACAUGGGGAUGUAUCAGUGCUUCGCGAGGAAUCAAGCUGGAGAAAGUUACAUGUCAACUUGGCUUAAAGUCAAAACUGCUGUGCCGGUGAUGGAAGUCGGACCGCAGAACUCGACCGUCCUCGACGGUAAAGACGUAACCGUCAACUGCCAAGCGGCUGGGGCUCCGGAACCCAACAUCACCUGGAUCUUCAAUGAGCAAGAGGAGGUCGAGAUGUCCGGCCGUUUCCAGAAGCUGGAGAACGGAGAUUUGCUUAUUGCUGCGGUGCGCGAAGCCGACGCCGGCUUGUACACUUGCAUUAGGGCCAACGAGGCGGGAAAGGUCACCGGAUCCGCACACAUCACCGUUUUGGUUCGAACGCAGAUCAUCCAUCCACCGGCUCCGACAAGGGUUCUACUAGGACACACGGCUACGCUUCAAUGCAAGGUCUCUUCGGAUCCCACCGUUCCUUACCACUUGCACUGGUACCACAACAAUCA